UACUUAUUUUACAAAACGAAAGUAGAGAUUUGGGAUUUUCCGCAGUUGAAAAUUCUCCCUGUGGGUGGCAUUCAAGAAUAGAAAUAGAAAUGGAUCAUAUACCUCGCCUGUCAGAGGCUGUGUAUGUAGGACUGUGUCGUAAAGUAGGGAGUCCUACAGAAGUGAGGAUCAGGAGAGAAGUGAAGGACACUGAGGAGGUCGUGAAUAAACCUGUGGAUAUCAUGAGGGGACUUGAAAGAAUGGAGAGUGGGAGUAGACGUGAGGGAUUCAAGCUGAGAACUUCAGAUUUAGAUUGGAUGUUCUGGCCUCCGGAUCACAAAGUAAUCUGUGAUCUCUCUCAGGUCAGUCUCUACCGUAUUCCACAACACACAGUCAUUCUAAUGGAGUGUGAUGACCUACCACCGGGAUUUACCAGACUAAAUCUGUUGAGUCCUUCUAAUGAUGAAGAUGUCAGAUCCUCCUGUGUAGAGAUCAAUAACAACGUGUAUAUAUCUAGUACGUUAUUCCGAGAUAACUACCUUCGAUACUUACAGUCUUAUAAUUGGGGAUUUUCUUCUAAUUCACAUGGUCCUUGUUCUACAUUUUGCCGGGGUGGAUUAGAAUCAGAUUGUGUAUUCUGUUUUCGAUCCCAUCACUGGCCAGCAAUCGCUUUUCCAUGGAUACAUAGAUGUCGUCAACAAGGUUGGCCGUCUGAGGAUGUUUUAUCAGAUAUAUUAAGAUCAGGAUGCCAUGUUGUCCCUAUCGGCAGCACACCUGACAGCAGACAAGAGUGGAGAAUUUCAUUCUCCAUGGCGGAGCAAAAAAUAGUUUAUUCAAUGAAUCACACUCAGUUUUUGUGUUAUGGUCUUUUUAAAAUAUUUCUUAAGGAAAUAAUUAAUUAUAAUGAAUGUCCGCCAGGUCUAUGUUCAUACUUCACAAAAACUGCUGUAUUUUGGGUAAUUCAAACUAACAACGCCUUGACUUGGACACCUGAAAACUUAUUGCCUUGUUUCUGGGAUUGCUUUAAAUUAUUGAUACAUUGGGUAUUUGCUGGAGAAGGCCCAAACUUUUUUAUUCCACUAAACAACAUGUUCCGAUAUAAAGUAAUUGGAUCCAUACAAACAGUAUUGUUUAAUAAGUUGUAUAAAUUGUAUUGUGAGGGUAUACCAUGUCUUUUACUGAGUGAAACGUUAGGACCGUUUCUCAGUCUGGCCAUUUUAUACAGAACAUUGAGAAUGUGUACUGACGAGAGCAGUGUCAUUACUAACACUGAACUUGAAAUUAGUUUAUUUGAGGAAUUCGAUGGAAGGAGCCAAAGAGUUUCAAGUGAUGAAGAGUUUGCAGCUCUUAUGAAGAACAUUGAAAUAGAGAUUAGUAAAAGGUUGACGCCCUUCCAGGAGGCUACAGUACAAUUUAUAACAUCAGACAUAUUACGAAACACUGCCAUGCUGAAACUGUGUGAUGUAUAUCAACAUAAAAAUCCUAAUAAGGUUUAUUACAAAGCUAGUUACGUACCCCGAAUGUUAAAACUGUCAUGUACAUUAGGUUGUGUCUCAGAUAUUCUGUAUCUUGCAAUGUAUUUUUACAGAACAUGUAGAUAUGAACGGUCACUCACUUGUUUACAGAAGAUACAGGACAGAAUGUCAAAGCUAUACAUAAUGUACGGUAAUCAUGUAAAUAAAUAUAUGUACACACUAUGCACGAUGGGGGUGACUCUGUGUCAUAAAAUGAAAAUUGCUUUAGUGAACAAUAUUGUGUUAAGAAGUCAGUACACAUACAUUGAUGAACUAGUUCUAGAGCAGAAGAACAGUGAGGAGAAUGGUAAAGAUACAUUGUUCAUUCCACCUCUAGUGAUGUUACACAUGAUGUUAAUACUGAAUCACCACAGACUGGGUGACAUAAUCAGGUCACAACAAUCUCUACAGGAUCUACAGACUCUGCUGCUCUGUGAUGACGGGGUUUAUGUACCUCCUCCCCUCAGAGAUAUUUCUUGGGAAAUACUGGGAAUCUGUCAACAAAUUUGUGGGGACUUCCUGGGAGCUCUAGAAUCUUAUCAACAGUCGUUACAACAAGAUCCGUUAAACAAGAUUCGGGAAGCAACGCUGUUUAGAAUUAAUACAUUAAUAAAUGAGUGAUGUAAAAAAAAAAACCUCAAUGUAGCUGAUAGCUGAGUAUUUUUGUCGUCGCGCCAAUUUUUACGUCGUAUUUUUGGUUAGUAGAGAUUUGUUGUAAUAUUCAGGAAAUUAUUUUUAAUAUGCUUAGCUUUCAAUCAUGUUUUAAUAUUAUAUAACUUUCUGUGUUUAAGUAUUCAUUUAUACGAGUACAUGUAUAUUCGAUUUGUGGCAUUCUUUACGUGUAAAUGGGUGAAAUGUCUUGUUUUUUUUUUUAAGAUUCUGAAAUAGUGUUGUUUAAUGAAGGUUGGCAAUGUUGAUAAUAAGCAAGGCUAUCUUUUUAACUCCGCCCAAAUCAUUUUUAUAAUAUAAAGCAUAAAACAUCACAGUGUCAUUUUUUUUUCUUUUCAAUUCCACUUCAUAAAAAAAUAACAAAAUUAUUUUUCUGAAUAUUUUAAUUCAAGUAUCUCUGAGUGAAAUGAAAAUAAAAUAAAAUUGACAAUGUUUAACCUGACUGUUGUCGAGCUGCUAUCCAUGCAUGCUACCCAAGGCACGGGUUGUGGAUAAAAUACAGGAAAAAUAUAAAAUACCAAACUAUUUAUUUAAAGAUUUUUUAGCCUUCAUUUAGAAGAAUUCCGAAGAACCUUGAUAUAUUUUGUUAUGUUUUCUUGAUAUACUUUUUUUUCUAAUUUCAU
Messenger RNA from Saccostrea cuccullata (small rock oyster), 2785 nucleotides. RefSeq lists its product as uncharacterized. Lineage: Eukaryota; Metazoa; Mollusca; Bivalvia; Ostreida; Ostreidae. The transcript is spliced from 2 exons. The record is from RefSeq and is a predicted model, not a curated record. The coding region runs from base 90 to 2114 and encodes 674 amino acids. Gene Ontology annotation, molecular function: protein binding.